AUGAUAUUCCUGCAAUCUCUCUCUCUCUCUCUCUCUCUCUUUAUUAUCUUGCAUUUUCUUUUUUCCUCUCAUCUUGUUUCUUUUUCUUUUUUUUUUCGCCUUUUUCUCGCUUCAAUCUGUUUAUUGUCUUUCUUACUGUUCCUUCCUUUAUCUUUCUUCGGCCUCUUCUUCUUCUUGAUAUUAUUAUUUUCUUUCUUUCCUUUUCUCAUCCUCUCUCUGCUUUUUUUCUUCUCUCCAUUUUCCCUUUUCGCCUAUUCUUAUUUUAUUUUUGUAUUUUUCUCCUUGCUUCUUCUUUUGACCCUUUUCCUUUUUACUGUCAUUAUUUUUCAUAUCUUACCUCUUCUUCUUUUUACACAGACGUUCUUAUACUCGCAUCUUGCUCUUAGUUUUCUUCACUCUCGCCUUUUUCUCUCUCUCUCGCUCUCUCUCUCUCUAUCUCAGGUUUUUCUUUCACUUUUUCACAUUUUCUUUAGAUACUUCUUCUCUUCCCUUUUUCUUCUCUGUAUAACCAGCUUUGACUUCCUUCUUUCUUUCCUUCUCUUCUCUCUCUCUCUCUCUCUCUCUCUCUCUCUCUCUCUGAUUUUAGAUUUAAAAGCCGCAAGGAAUCCAAUUCUCUUUAACUGGUCAGUUUCCAAAUCUAUGGGGGACACUGACAUUCUUUCUUCUUUGCUCGACGGUGACAGUUAA
Molecule: messenger RNA, 687 nt
Organism: Acanthosepion pharaonis
Lineage: Eukaryota; Metazoa; Mollusca; Cephalopoda; Sepiida; Sepiidae
Source: the annotation of a GenBank genome assembly